Messenger RNA from Thelazia callipaeda (thelaziosis nematode), 1194 nucleotides. NCBI's taxonomy places the organism in Eukaryota, Metazoa, Nematoda, Chromadorea, Rhabditida, Thelaziidae. The record is from the annotation of a GenBank genome assembly.
AUGUUUCAUGCGAAUAGAGCUUUUGAUUAUAUUCUCGUAAGGGAAUCUACGGGGACACAGUCAGCACGGUCUUCUGAUGACAGUGAUGGGCCAAUUGCUAUAAAAACACAUUUGCAUUGUCAUUAUCCUGCAAACAUUAAGAAAAUUCUACUGACACGCAAAUAUCAUGAUACAAAUGUUUACAGUGAUAUUGGUAUCCGAGUAAUAGGCGGUAAGAAACUUCCAAAUGGUGAACUUGCAGCCUUCAUAUCCGCUAUAAAUCGUGGAAAAGCUCGAGAAACACUUGGUGAAGUCAAAGAAGGUGAUCGAGUUUUGGAAUGGAACGGCGUGCUGCUAACGGGUAAGACAUUUGAAGAAGUGGAACAAGUGAUAGCUGCUAGUAGGGGUGAAAUUGAAAUUAUUAUUGCCAGCAAUUCAGUAAAUGAUCUUCAAGUAACAUCAUCCUGUCUAGGAAGAACUAAAGGGACAGAAAAAUGCAAAAUUAGAAGAGGACAGAAAUACGAUGAACUGUGUAAUCAUUCACAGAAUUCGGAAGCACCACCAGUACCAGCACAUCGUUACACCAAUGGGCGGUUAUUCUCCUCUUCAGAUGCUUACUCUGCUUCGAAGUCAGUGUCAAACAACAAGGCAGUCUCUUUAGCGCCAUUUAGUUAUGUUUCAAGCACUCAGCAGCCUGGAACAUCAGGUUUUCUAAAUUUGAUGCUGUCAUAUAGUCGAUCUACAUCAACACUUUUUGUGACUGUGCUUUCGGCUCGGAAUCUUGCAUAUCGUCAAUACUGUGACACAAUAUCCUAUCCGAAUCCUUUCGUAAAAGUCUACUUGUUGCCUGGAAGAAAAGUAGCAAAUAAACGUCGAACUAAAUUUGUGCCAAAUACCUCAAAUCCAGUAUGGGAUCAAACACUGGAGUAUUCAUUACAGUUUGAUGAAUUGUUUAAUCAUUAUUUAGAAUUCACAGUAUGGGACUAUCACAAAUUCAAUGAUAAUAACUCAUUGGGACAACUUAUUAUCAGUCUUUCUGAUCCUCAAGUUUUGUAUGGUACUCCGCGGUGGUAUCCUUUGUAUACAACACAUAAUAACCUUGUACCCAACUUUCUCAGUUCACAGUUUCAACCAACCAUCGACAGUACAGAAGAAUGCAUUGUGCCUCAUUAUAAUCCAGCAUUCUUGGAUAUUGGUUACCCAGCCAUAUGCUGA